Molecule: messenger RNA, 1021 nt
Organism: Folsomia candida
Lineage: Eukaryota; Metazoa; Arthropoda; Collembola; Entomobryomorpha; Isotomidae
Exons: 3
Coding region: 70-948 (292 amino acids)
Source: RefSeq, a predicted model, not a curated record
GUUGAUGAGUUAAUAUUUAUGCAAAGUUGAUGAAACGAAAGUUUGGAUUUUGUCCGUUACCUCAGUUGAAUGCAGACUUCAUUUAUAGUGGCUGAUUUUAAGUUAGAAAUCAUGUCCUCACAAGUUAACCGAAUCGUGGAUUAUUCAGCGAACAGUAGCACGAAUUCGGAUUUUUUUGGCCUUUGUCAUCAGAGUCCACAGCCCAAUGCACAUUCAACGCCAAAUAAGUAUCCCUUGUUACGAAGGGGCGACACCUUAACUAAAGCUCCAACACCGCUUGGCGUACGAAAUUUUUUACCGGACAUCGAAGAAAGCAAACCUGUGUCUUCAAAUCUUCAAACCAGAAAAAGUACACGAUUGUCUUCUGCACAGCCUCGUGCAAGCGUCAUUGUUACCUCCAAAUGCUUGUUGGAGGGAGGCAAAACCAUGGCAUCAAUAGCCACAAGCCCCAUGUGCUCGAAUUUCCGUCAGACACUUCGACCCAUGCCUCGUGUCCCGUAUCAAGAGCCGAAGACAUUCACCACUCCAGAAAUAGAGGCCGGACUCGGACUCAAAAAAAGGAACAACAAAAAGAUGCAAGACAGCGACAUUUUGCUGGAUGAGUCCAACUUAGAGAAAUGUAGGAAACCUUCUAAAAGACGUACUCAAGGGGGUCGACGACGAAAGACUCAGCGGAUGCAGUAUUCGGCUUACUCUGACUCAUCGCAUGAUAAUGAAAUCGUUCGCCCAAUUUGCCCCGUUUGCGUUCCACCCAAAACUUUCUCAUCUAUAGCUUCGCUAGUUCAUCAUUAUAAUUUCAUCCACAAGUAUCCUCAGAGAGAGUGUCCAUAUUGCAAGAGGAUUUUUGAGAACCAGUCAAGCAUUAUGAAACAUAUGAAGAACGGUAAAUGUGCAGACUAUUUUGAAUUUUCGCCUUCUAAGUCUUUGGAGUGGGACAGUGUCAUAUAAAUAAAUUGUGUGUAUUUUUUAUCGUGGUAUUAUUUCAGUGGAAAAUAAAGUUUGUAAUAUAUUUAAGAAGGAA